Molecule: messenger RNA, 725 nt
Organism: Striga hermonthica
Lineage: Eukaryota; Viridiplantae; Streptophyta; Magnoliopsida; Lamiales; Orobanchaceae
Source: the annotation of a GenBank genome assembly
AAAAAGCUUCAUCAUUCAGAGAGCUGAGGAAGUUUGAUGGUGUGGUCGCCGAUAAUAUAGCUGCCUCAGAAUCUCAUGUUGAGGGCAAGGUUCAAAUGAAUACGGCUGCUGAAGUUCAAUCAAACAUGCAACUGAAUUCAACGCCUAAAAUGAAUGGGUCAAGAGUUAACCCUUCCAUAAACUGUUCAGAAGAUGCAACAAAUGGUUCAUCAAAACCUCUCAAAAGGAUGGCAGCCGAGAAUCCAUCAAACCCAGGCACUAAGAAUCUGUGUAAGACAGCUGCUGAGGUUCGUCCAUAUGUUCCAGCUCCCCUUGCCACCAAAAUGUAUUAUUCUCAAAGAAAUCAUCAUCUUAGAAGAGCCAUUUCUCACAUGUUCUUUGGGGAGCCGAGCAAGGAGGUUUCAAUUGUUGAAGUGCCACAAGCAAAUGCAGGCCCUACACAAACUUCAGCUCCAAGCAAUUUUUAUCAUGAACAAGGCACCAACGAGCAGGCACCAAGGGACGACAUUUAUUCGCUUGUGGCUCAAACACCUGAUCAAGUUCUUGCAGCAAAGUCUGUGGCCAAAUCAGGAGGAUCGGUUCCAUCCAUGAACACAGCUUAUCAGCUUUCCAUGAAUAAUGCUCUGGGCUCUCAUUACUCGUCCAACUCUUAUUCUUUUGCAGGCAAAGCAGGAAACUCUCUAGGUACUCUUCAACAGGGAAAAGGAAGCGUACCGGUUUUGUAG